Molecule: messenger RNA, 4017 nt
Organism: Dipodomys ordii (Ord's kangaroo rat)
Lineage: Eukaryota; Metazoa; Chordata; Mammalia; Rodentia; Heteromyidae
Gene: Rpap1
Product: RNA polymerase II associated protein 1
Exons: 22
Coding region: 1-3666 (1221 amino acids)
Biological process (GO): transcription by RNA polymerase II
Cellular component (GO): nucleus
Source: RefSeq, a predicted model, not a curated record
AUGGGGGAAUUUUACGCAUCAGCACAGUAUGUGGUGACCUGUGAGGCACCCAGCCCCAGAGACCAGGGUGGCCAGCGGCCAGGGAACAACCACAACUUCCAGAGACCCCAUGUGGUCACAGGGAAGGGCCUCAGCCAGGAAGCCGAGCAAGAAGCUCAGACCAUCCAUGAAGAGAAUGUAGCAAGACUGCAAGCCAUGACUCCUGGCGAGAUCCUGCAGGAGCAGCAGCAGCUCCUAGCUCAGCUUGACCCUAGCUUGGUUGCCUUCCUGAGAUCCUGUGGCCGUACCCAUGAGCAAGCAGGAGAAAAAGCCACCAAGGAGCAGAAGCCAGGAGGACUGUUGAUUGAUGUCUCUGAAGAGGAGCCCAUGAUAUCGGCCCUUGCCAAUGAACCCAGGAAGGAAGAGAAGCUGGAGCCAGGGGCCCCAGAUGUGGCCCUGCCCAUGACCCCCCAUAAAGAAUGGCUCCACAUGGACGCUGUGGAGCUGGAGAAGCUCCACUGGACCCAGGAUCUGCCCCCACUCCGGCGGCAGCAGACCCAGGAGAGAAUGCAGGCCCGAUUUAGUCUUCAGGGCGAGCUCCUGGCCCCUGACGUGGACCUGCCCACGCAUCUGGGGCUGCACCACCAUGGAGAGGAGGCGGAGAGAGCAGGGUACUCCUUACAGGAGCUGUUCCACCUGACCCGAAGCCAGGUGUCCCAACAGAGAGCGCUUGCCCUGCAUGUGUUGUCCCAGGUCAUUGGCAGGGCCCAGGCUGGCGAGUUUGGGGACCAGCUGGUGGGCAGUGUCUUACGGCUGCUUUUGGAUGCUGGCUUCCUCUUCCUGCUGCGUUUCUCCUUGGAUGACAGAGUGGAUGGAGUUAUCGCAGCUGCCAUCCGGGCUCUUCGGGCUCUGCUGGUGGCUCCCGGAGAUGAGGAGCUCCUGGACAGCACCUUCUCUUGGUAUCACGGAACUUCGGUGUUCCCCCUCAUGCCCAGCCAGGAGGACAAGGAGGAGGAUGGCGAGGAUGAAGAGCCCGCAACAGAAAAGGCAAAACCGAAGAGCCCCGAGGAGGGAACCCGACCUCCGCCUGACCUGGCCCGACAUGACGUCAUCAAGGGCCUCCUGGCUACCAACUUGCUGCCUCGGCUGCGCUAUGUGCUAGAGGUGACCUGCCCAGGGCCCUCUGUGGUCCUUGACAUCCUGGCUGUGCUCAUUCGCCUGGCCCGCCAUUCCCUGGAGUCUGCCACGAGGGUCCUGGAGUGCCCUCGGCUGAUAGAAACCAUAAUUCGAGAGUUCCUGCCUACCAGCUGGUCCCCUGUAGUGGCGGGGCCCACCUCCAGUCUACACAGAGUACCCUGUGCUGCUGCCAUGAAACUACUUAGAGUCUUGGCCUCGGCUGGUAGGAAUAUUGCUGCCCGGCUGUUGAGCAGCUUUGAUCUCCGGAGCCGCCUGUGCCGCUUCAUAGCAGAAGCUCCUCAAGAACUGGCCUUGCCCCCCGAGGAAGCUGAGAUGCUGAGCACGGAGGCCUAUCGCCUGUGGGCUGUGGCUGCCUCCUACGGCCACGGUGGUGACCUUUACAGGGAGUUGUACCCGGUGCUCAUGAGGGCCUUGCAGGCUGUGCCGCUGGAGCUCAGCAUCCACCCCCUGCCAUCCCUGCCCGUGCACCGGGCGGCCUCGCUGCUCACCCUCCUCACCCAGCUCACUCUAGCAGCCAGCGGCACCCACUCUGAGCCCACCAGGGACUCCGCCGAUGCCCAUGAGCCAGCCGCCGCUUCCUCCAUCACGUGGACGCAGGUAUCUGGACUCCAGCCUCUCGUGGAGCCAUGUCUAAGACAGACCUUGAAACUGCUGCCCACGCCUGAUAGGUGGAGUGCCCUGGGCCCGGUGCCCACCGCCUGCCUGCUGUUCCUGAGUGCCUACUACCAGGCCUGGAGCCAGCAACCAAACUUGUGCCCCGAGGAUUGGCUUCAGGACAUGGAGCGCCUGUCCCAGGAGCUGUUGCUGCCACUGCUGAGUCAGCCCACCCUGGACAGCCUGUGGGACUCCGUCAGGCACUGCUCUCCUGUCUGCAACCCACUGUCCUGUGCUCCCGCUGCCGAAGUUCUCUCCAGCCUCGUGGCGCUGGGCUGCCCCGGAGGCUGUCCCCCACGCAGUCUGGCUGGGUCAGCCUCCCCCUUCCCAUUCCUCACUGCCCUCCUCCAUCUCGCCAACACCUUGGCCCGGACCCACAAGGGACUAUGUGGCCAGCUGGCAUCUGUAUUGGCUGCCCCCGGACUCCAGAGCUACUUCCUCCAGUGUGUGGCUCCUGGCGCUGCCCCCCACCCCACACCCUUCUCUGCCUGGGCCUUCCGCCAUGAGCAUCACCUGCAGUACCUGGCCAUUUCCCUGGCCCAGAGAGCGGCAAUGCUGCAGCCACCACCGGCCACCAAUGCGGCCCUCUUUCAUGCCAUGGCCUUGGCCCUGCUGAGCCGCCUGCUGCCUGGAAGUGAGUACAUCGCCCAGGAGCUUCUGCUGAGCUGUGUGUUCCGGGUGGAGUUCCUCCCGGAAGGUGCAGCAGGGGGGCCAGAGGCAGCUGACCUGGCUGAUGGACUGUCCCUGGGGAGCGGCGGGGAUGCCCGGUGUGGGCGAGGGGCUCUCCUCAUUCAGGCCUGCCAGGACCUCCCCAGCAUCCGCAGCUGCUACCUGACCCACUGCUCUCCGCCCCGCGCCGGCCUGCUGGCCUCCCAGGCCCGUCACCGAGGAGAGACGCAGCGAGUCCCAGCCCUGUUGCUGCCUGUGCCUACGGAGUCGUUGCUGCCCACCGACUGGCCCUUCCAGCCUUUGAUUCAUCUCUACCACAGGGCUUCAGAGACUCCCUCGGGGCUCCCUCCGGCUGACGCGGUGGGCAUAGCCACGCGCGUCCUGCAGUGGGUGCUCGUUCUGGACAGCUGGCGUCCCGAGGCCUUAUGCACAGUACCUCCCGCUGCCCGCCUGGCACGGCUCAUGUGCUUGUUCCUGGUGGACAGUGAGCUGUUCCGAGAGACCCCAGUACAGCGUCUCGUGGCAGCCCUUCUAGCUCGCCUCUGUCGGCCCCAAGUCUUGCCGAGCCUCAACCUGGACUGCCCGCUUCCUGGUCUGACGUCUUUCCCCGACCUCUACGCCAGCUUCCUGGACCAUUUUGAAUCCGUGUCUUUUGGGGACCACCUGUUUGGAGCUCUGGUCCUCCUUCCUCUGCAGCGCCGGUUCAGUGUCACCUUGCGCCUCUCCCUCUUUGGGGAUCACGUGGGAGCCUUGCGAGCUCUGGGCACGCCCCUGACCCAGUUGCCUGUGCCCCUGGAGUGCUACACAGCACCACCCGAAGACAACCUGGCCCUCCUUCAGCUCUACUUCCGGGCCCUGGUCACUGGUGCCCUCCGAUCACAUUGGUGCCCCGUGCUCUACACCGUGGCUGUGGCUCAUGUCAAUAAUUUCAUGUUCUCUCAGGACCCAAAGAGUUCAGAUGAGGUGAAGGGUGCUCAGAAGAAUAUGCUGCAGAAAACUUCUCUGCUGGCAGAUGAGGCUCUCCGGCAGCACCUCCUCCACUAUAAGCUCCCCAGCCCCAGCCUCCCGCAGGGCUUUGAGCUGUAUUCACAGCUGCCCCCUCUGAGGCAGCAGCACCUCGAGAGACUGACCUCGGGGCUUCUCCAGAGUAGAGUACCAGAGACCUAGCACAGUUGCUGCAGGUGGAAAGAGGGAUGCAUCUUUCUGAAGCUCCGCACUGGACACUUGGACAAAGAGAAGAGCAUCGAGUCCUAGAGAAGGCGGGACAAAAGAGCGCACGGCAUGCCUGCCUUCCCUAGAGCACCUUGUUGGAGAUUCUGUGGAACAGAACGAGCCUUACUGUUCUCCUGAUCUGGAACUCGGCAUCUGGGGCCUCGGGUCUGUGCUAGGAGUGAGAGGUGACUUAGCUAGGUACCCCCUCUUGGGGACAAGAAAAUCUAAGCACCUCCAACCUCCCACUGAAGGCCAGAAUGCUGCAUACUGAAAUAAAUUCUUUUUCAGUCUGGUGGCUGAUCUGGA